This is a messenger RNA of Phanerochaete carnosa HHB-10118-sp, 1601 nucleotides long. RefSeq lists its product as uncharacterized. The record is from RefSeq and is a predicted model, not a curated record. The coding region runs from base 125 to 1459 and encodes 444 amino acids. The transcript has 7 exons. NCBI's taxonomy places the organism in Eukaryota, Fungi, Basidiomycota, Agaricomycetes, Polyporales, Phanerochaetaceae.
CUGCUCAGUAUCGGCGAAUAUCCUGUAAAGUUUGCUCGCCUAUUUGACCCUUGGCUCGCGCCCAUCCUUGCAAUUUCUCCCGCAAAGCGCACUUAUCUCGGUACACGUAAGCUAGUGCCUUACCAUGCCCCCCAAGGACCAGGGAGCACUCGUGAAGCAAUUCCGAGAGGAGUUGACAAAGGAAGACCUUCUGCACGAAGGAGACUCCAUAGGUACCGAUGACCACACCUUACUACGAUUCUUGCGCGCGCGGCAGUACAACCUAAAGAAUGCCAAGACAAUGUGGAAGAACUGCUACGAGUGGAGGAAAAGCGUAGAAGGCGUUGGUAUAGACGAGCUUUACAGACGAACAGACCCAUUUGACUAUCCUGAGCGCAACCACGUCUUCCAGUUUUGGCCACUGUUCUUUCACAAAACGGACAAGAGAGGACGUCCACUCAACAUUCAUCAUUUUGGUCGCAUAAAUACUACCGAGCUGUACAAGGGUAUAUCGCCUGAACGCUUUUGGCAAGCAUUCCUGGCCAAUGCCGACUCGCUCACACGAGAGGUUCUUCCUGCCGCCACGGUCGCGGCUGGCAAGCCUAUAGAUGGGACAUUCGUGAUUGUCGAUUUGAAGGGCUUCAGUACAGGUCAAUUCUGGCAAAUGAAGAACCUUGCAAGAGACGCCUUCCAAAUCUCGCAAGACUACUUCCCUGAGGCUAUGUCCCAGCUCGCAAUUGUGAACGCACCCUCGUCCUUCACAGUCAUCUGGGCCGUCAUGCGCCCCUGGCUCGCAAAGGAGACUGUAGAAAAAGUCUCUGUCCUUGGCUCUAAUUACCAAAAAGCUCUCCUCGAGCUCGUCGACGCUGAGAACUUGCCGGAGACCCUCGGCGGUACGUGUACCUGCGAGGAUUGCACAAACGUCGAGCCCGAUCACGGCGCAGGUGGUGUCGCCGAGAUGGGUCGUUGUGCAUUCAGCAGCGCUGGCCCGUGGAUGAUCGGACGCGACGAGCGGAAGGCAGCUUGGCUGAAGGGUGAGCGGCGGGACAUGGGAUUACAGCCCGGCGAGAUCGAGAAAUUCACGAAAGGGGCAAACGCAACGGUCGCGGCCACAGAUGCUGGGAAGCCUGCACAGCCUGCGCAAGACAAGAAGGCGGAGAGCGAAGCCACGACGCCCAAGGCCGAAGAGCGACCGUCUGCAGCUAUCGCGGAGGACUCGCGGGAGGGCGAGGAGUGCUUCGAGGAUGCCAAGUCCAAUCUCGGUGAAGCGUCUGCGGAGGAGAGCUCAGAGGAUGCCUCCCCCGGACCGUCGACACCUGGGGUGGAGUCCGCACGGCAGCAACUUGACCAGGCUCAGAUCAAAUCCAACGACGAUGAGCCGCCGCGCCGGCUCUCGCAUGAGGAGGCUGCGCGCAUGAUGGAACAGAAGCACGCGGAUACGCGCCAGAUGCAGACCGGUGACUUGCUUGCUGAGGUAUGAUGAUGAUGUGUUGCGGUGGUUCUCCUGCUCUUUCUUGUGCGGUUACUCAACUCCUAAAUUAGUGUAAUGUUUCCAUGUAAGUUCAGUAUCGUUGUAAUUAUAUGUGUGUGUAGCAAGUGUGUAGUCUCCAGGUUGCAAAAUU